Ceratina calcarata is the source of this 2294-nucleotide messenger RNA. RefSeq lists its product as uncharacterized. The record is from RefSeq and is a predicted model, not a curated record. Lineage: Eukaryota; Metazoa; Arthropoda; Insecta; Hymenoptera; Apidae. The transcript has 6 exons. The coding region runs from base 16 to 1710 and encodes 564 amino acids.
UAUGUAUAUUUUCAUAUGAGGUGUCAAGGAGUCGCAAGCGAGUGCGUUAUCGGGCGUUUGAACGCUCUCAGUGUAUACCUGGUUGCCCAGGUAGGUAAGUACCGUUCAUCGGGCUACCUUCGACGGCAGUCACGGCACAACCUUCGUCGCGUCAGGUGCGCGCACAGCUCUUCGGGACCAACGGGACUCUCCUUUCCUCGGCUGCUCGCGAGUUCCUUCAUCGCACCGGCGACGCCAGACAGUUCCUCUCCGCGUUACCGGGCUCUAGAGAUCGACCAGGACGGAAUAAAAAUGUGGCUGCCAAGGGCAUGCAUCCUGUUGGCUCUGUUGGGUCUGACGCGAUGCGGCACACAAGAUGAGGAAGACGCGUCGACCGUCUUCCUCGAGGCAGCCAAAUCCUUCUUCUCCAACAAGGAUAAUCUGAACGGUCUUCAAGGAUUAGCCAGGACGUUCUUGCAGCCGGACGACAAAUCGGAGGCCGGCAACGUAUUCGACGGAAAAGCCAAUUUGGAGAGCGUCGGUCAGAUCGUAUCGGGAAUAGGCAGCCUGUUCUCUGGCAACGAGAACAACCAGGGAGUCGAUCUCUCGAUGAUCGGGUCGGUCCUCAACGGUGUGUUGAACUCCGACAAAAGUUCCAAGAGAAACGCUAGAAGCGCCGAAACGACCCAGCAACCGGGGAUCGAUCUGGAGAAUAUAGUGAACAUGGGGAGCAUGCUGAUGGGCCAGAACGGAAACGCUGACCUAGUCAUGGGCUUGUUACCGAUGCUGUUGCAAAACUUAGGCACCGAGAGCAACGAGGUCGACGGUCCGCCGAAAAAGGCGCACGAUCAUUCGGGACACUCGUGGUACAUGCCGCCAAUUUUGGAGAACUUGCACGUGAUGUGGGAACACUUUAGUAAUUCAGAACUGGGCCAGACGCUGUGGAACAAGAGCGGCUUGUCGGAUUUCGUCGGGCAGGUGUCCGACUCGACCGGGCGGAUCCAGUACGAGAAAAUGUUGGACAGCUUCGAAGAUCCAGCUCUGCGUCGCAGGUGGAUCAGGUCAUUGACCAAUUACAUCGGCGAGUGGAUUUCUCACGUCUCGGAUCCACAGAUCCAACAACGUUACUUGAACACGAUUCAAUUCGUGGGAAAUAGUUUCCUGAAGUCGCAAGGAUUCCCUAAAUCGGCGAUGUUCGAUUCGAUGAGACCCAUAGAAAGCCUCUCCAGAUUGAUAAACGCGGUGGGGAAGAGACAUUUAGGAAUGAAGAUCGACAGCUCGCAGUAUAUUAAGCCAGCGGUGGCGUACAUCAAGGAGUUAAUUAAUCUGGCAUCAGAGAAAGGGUUCAUCAUGUCCCGGGUGAACGCCAGGACGAUCAGUAACAGGCUCAGCGACAUGCUCAACAACGACAUCGUCAAUCCGGUAUUAAAGUCGUAUCGAGCGUACAAAUGGGCGAUUAAGCGGCCGCAGUGCGCCAGCCAGAUUUUGUGCACCAUAAACGAGAAGAACGAACAGGACAAGGAUCAGCCGCCUCUGCGAAGCGGUUUGUUAAAAGUGACCAGUUUUCCGUCCGCCUGGGCCGUCAGUAACAAGUUGGGCAUCAAUUUCUGGUCUCUCUACGGAGCCAUCAUGGAACACGACAGAUGCGUCCAAAAGUAUCCGGCUGACUGCACCGACUUCCACGAAGAGGAGAUCCGGAUUACCACAGAAAGCGUUCACAGUGAACUUUGAUCUCUAGCUGACAAUGACAGUGUGCCCUGUGAGAGACGUUCGCGAGCAUUGUUUUUUUUUUUUUUUUUUAUUUAAUAGUUUGUAAGACAUUUCAUUAAACGACGAGUGGAGGAAAAAGGGGAAAGUCGAAGAAACGAGGGAUCCUCUCGGUUUCUUUACGUGUACAUAAAAAAACACGACCGUGGACAGUGUCGUCGAAUAAAUACUUUCAUUUAUCUCGAGUUCUCGCGCGUGUCAGAUGCAAAUACGCGUUCUCGUCCAUGACGUUCACUUUCAUCCCGGCGAACGGUCAGGUCGAAGUACGAAAGCUACGAUUAGUUAUACCUUUUAUUUCGUUCUCUUUUUGUUUUUAUUUUCACAUAACGGAAUCUAUAAAAAUUCUAUCCGACGAGAAGAGCGACGCAUAUGAGUUCUUUAGAGUCAUAGCGAAGAGAAUCCGAGCUUAGGAAAGCUCCUUCCAUGAAGGACGGAAGUUGAACGACUUGGAACCGGUUCGAUCGUGUUCGUGCGUUCGCGUUGUUCGUAACAACUUCUGUAAAUAUUAGAUAAAAGCCAAAUAAAACGUAUGUUGUUUGUACAAGAUA